GAAAAGACCUACGCGUGACGUCAUCGACAACGAGAGGUGUUCACGAUCCUCGGAGAGAAAGAUCCCGCGCGCCCUGGCAACCUGAUAAACCCAGAGAGUCCAGCGAGGAGUGCAAUGGGAUCAGCGGUGCUCUGUCAGUGGAGUCUGUGCCGGGGCCAAGACUGAACUGGUGUCCUGCCAACACCACUACUCCUGCUCCAGCUCCAGCUCCAGCUCCGGGGCCCGAGCCCACGCCCUACCCUGUUAGAAUGGGGGACGGCCUGGAUGCAGCGCAGAUGUCGGGCAGCAGCAGCAGCCAGGGGCAGGCCCAGCAUACGGGCAACCCCCCACCCCCAGAGUACAUCAAUCCCGACAGGCCAAAGCGCCAGACCAAUCAGCUGCAGUACCUGCUCAAGAUGGUGGUGAAGGCCCUGUGGAAGCACCAGUUUGCCUGGCCCUUUCAUUCACCAGUGGACGCAGUCAAACUUAACCUGCCUGACUACUACACAAUAAUCAAAAAUCCUAUGGACAUGGGAACAAUCAAGAAAAGGCUUGAGAACAGUUACUACUGGAAUGCCCAAGAAUGUAUCCAAGACUUCAGCACGAUGUUUACCAACUGCUACAUAUACAACAAGCCUGGAGAUGACAUAGUCUUAAUGGCUGAGGCUCUAGAGAAGGCUUUCCUCCAAAAGGUCUCAGAAAUGCCUCAGGAAGAAACUGAGAUUGUUGUCAUGACAGGAAAGGGACGUGGCCGGGGCCGCAGAGACGGAGGUCUGAACUUGAAACCAGGGGCCAUCAUUGAUCCUUCGUCCACGACUCCUCAAACGCGUGGUCUGUCAAACCUCUCAGCAGCACCGCAGACCAGAGGACCAGUGCAGGGCCCGCCUUCACUACCUCCCCAGCCUUUGAUGCAGACCCUGCCGUCCCACACGUCCCACAUGCCCCCAACGUUAUCCAGCCAUGCUCCACAGCUUGGAGCUCCCUACUCCUUGGGCCAAUCAGACUGCACUCCUCAAGUUCCCAUCAUGACUUCUGUGCCUCCCCCUGCUCAGACUUCCCUUCCCCCAGCAUCCAUCCAGAGCACUGCCCCCAUGCUGCAGAACCCUAUAACCAUGACCAAACAAAGAAAGAGCCAGAAAAGGAAAGCAGACACUACAACGCCCACAGCAAAUGACCAACUGAGUGAGUCUUCACCAGCAGAGUCCAAAUCUGGGAAGACACUACCCAGGCGAGAGAGUACCCGGCCUACAAAACUGAUGAAGAAGGAUGCUCCAGACUCUCAGCAUCACAUAGGCAUGGGGAUGGGACUUAGCGGACCAAGUGGAGGUCAUAGCCCCAAACCACAGGAUCAGCUGGGUUACUGUGCUAGUCUGGUUAGAGAUAUGCUGUCCAAAAAACACGCUGCUUACGCCUGGCCAUUCUACAAACCUGUUGAUGUGGAUGCACUGGGACUACACGAUUAUCACGAUAUCAUCAAACAUCCAAUGGACCUCAGCACCAUCAAGGUCAAGCUGGAGAACAGGCAAUACCGGGAACCCCAGGAGUUUGCUGCUGACGUACGAUUAAUGUUUUCCAACUGCUACAAAUACAAUCCACCAGACCACGAGGUGGUAGCUAUGGCACGCAAGCUGCAGGAUGUCUUCGAGAUGCGAUUUGCCAAGAUGCCAGAUGAACCUGAGAGCAAGCCUUUGGUUUCUCCCCCAGCUCCUACACUUCACCAUCCUGCCCCUGUUAAGCCCCAGCCUCCUUUGGCCCACGUUGCCUCGUCUUCAGACAGCUCUAGUGACUCGUCCUCUGAGUCUGAGUCUUCCACGGAUGACUCUGAAGAGGAGAGAGCACAGAGAUUGGCAGAACUCCAAGAACAGUUGAAGGCUGUCCACGAGCAGCUAGCUGCCCUGUCCCAACCACAAGCGAGCAAACCAAAGAGAAAAGAGAAAGAGAAGGAGAAGAAGGAGAAGAAAAAAGAGAAGCAUAAGAAGAAGGGAAGUAUGCCUUCUCUUGUAGAUGAGAUCCAGGAUGCUACACCCGUUUCUCAGCUCUCUAAGAAGACCAAGACAAGUAACAAUAACAACAAAGAGGUUGUUCCCAAGAAGAAAUCCAGUAAAAAGGAAGGAAUGAAAAGCAGUCAUCCCUCCAACCUGCAGUCACUUCCCAGCCUGGAAGAUGACCUGGGGGCAGCUGGGUCAUCAGCUACAGGGGAAAAGUGCAAGCCUAUGACAUAUGAGGAGAAGAGGCAGCUAAGCUUGGACAUCAACAAGCUUCCUGGGGACAAGCUUGGCCGUGUAGUGCAUAUCAUCCAGUCCAGAGAGCCCUCACUCAAAAACUCAAACCCUGAUGAGAUUGAGAUUGACUUUGAGACGCUAAAGCCUUCCACUCUGCGUGAGCUGGAGAGAUAUGUGUCUUCCUGCCUCCGUAAGAAGAAAAAGGUUCCAGUUGAGAAGCAUGUGGAGUCCAUGGCUACCUUCAAAAAGACUGGAUCCUCUUCAGAGAGCAGUGGCUCCAGCACAGACAGUGAAGCUGAUGGGACAGGAAUAAUAAAGCAGCAGAAGAAGAAGGGCCCAUCUGUGAAGGAGGGGAAGAAGACGCAUCUUCACAUUCAAAGCGGCCCUCCUCAGGCUGUGCUUCAUUCCCAAGCUGCCGGCAUUCAGUCCAGCAGUCAGUUGAAGCAGCAGCAGCAGCAGCAGCAGCCAUCUCCUACAGGCUUCAUAGUUCCCCCUGUAGCUGCUCUGGAGUCUUCCCAGUUACUGGAGACAAGCUUUGAGUCCCUGCCGCCUUUCGGCCAGCCCCUCAUGCAUCUGUCUCACCAUACCGGCAACUCCUCAUCACCUGCACCUCCACACCUCAACGCUCAUUCUGCUGGUCCAGUGUCCCCUGAGACCCACCCCUUCCUCAACCAGCAUCCCAUCCUCCCAUCUCCAGCUUUGCACAGUUCCAUGCCUCAGCAGCCUUCUCGACCCAGCCACAAGGCAGCACCUCUUCAUCCCAAACCCCCUCAGCAGCAACCAGCACCUCCUCAGCAACAGCAGCCACCCCUGCAGCAGCAGCAACAGCAGCAACAACAACAACAACCACCGCAGCAGCAGCUCCAGCCCCAGUCAGCAGCACCACCACAGCACCAGCUCCCCUCUCAGAUCCUUCACCCUCCUCAGUCCUUGCACCAGCGGCCCAUGUCCCCUCCAACACUCACACCCCAGGGCUUGCUUUCUUCCCAGCCUCCCCAGAUGCUGCUGGAGGAUGACGAAGAGCCAGGCUCUGCAACGCCUUUGAACCAAGUACAAUUAUACCUACAGCAGUUCCAGCAAGCCCGUCAGCCCCAGCAGUCCAUGCAGUCGCUCCAGGCGCAGGCUCGUCAGCAGCAGCAGCAGCACCAACAACAACCACCAGGACAGACCUCUCUCCUGCAGUCUGUCCAGGGACAAUCUCAGCUUUCCUCUCAGACCACACUGCCUCCUCCACAUCUCCCUGUUCAUUCCCAGGCUCAGCCAGCCCCAUCACAUCAGGCCCCGCCCCAACAGAUGCCUCUACACCAGGCCCGCCACAUGCAGCACACUCAGCAGCAGCAACAGCAGCCACAACAGCAGCAACUGAACUACCAGCAGGGUCCUGGACUAGCUGGUCAGUCCCAGACAACACAACACAAAAUAUCCAUGCCCACCAACAAAGCACAGCAGAUCAUCCAGCAGCAAGAACAGCCCUCCCCUCGCCCGACCAAGGCAGACCCUUACAACACGGGUCUCAUGAGGGACAACCCUUCGCCUCUCAUGAUGCAUUCCCCUCAACUUCCCCAGUUCCCACCUGUGUCUCACCAGUCUCCACCUCACAACAUGCAACCCAAAAAGCAGAGACCCCCUGGGAGUCAAGUUGGGAUAAAGGAGGAGAAACUCCCUCCAUCACCAGUGAUGAGAGGAGAGCCAUUUAACCCUGCAAUGAGACCAGACCAUCACAAACAUCCUGACAUCAAACCUUCUCAACCAGGCCACGGCCAACAGAAUGUGAAGUCUAUGGACAGCUCACGACCUGUCAUCCGCUCCUCUGAGCCCAGUGGGCCGCCCUCCUCUCUGCAAGACAAGGAUAAGUUCAAGCAGGAGUCCAAGGCGCCCAUUGCCCCCAAAAAAGUACAGGAUGUGAAACUCAAGAAUAUGGGCUCAUGGGCCAGCCUGGCACAAAAGUCCACAUCUACGCCCUCAUCUGCAGUGAAGUCAUCGAGUGACAGUUUUGAGCAGUUCCGUCGUGCUGCCCGGGAGAAGGAGGAGAGGGAGAAAGCCCUGAAGGCCCAAGCCGAGCAGGCGGAGAAAGACAGACUACGCAGAGAGCAGGACAAACUACGGGGCCGAGAUGAAGAGGACAUCAUGGAGCCAAGCAGAAGGGUUCACGAAGAGCCACGCAGGCGUAUGGAGCAGCAGCACAUCCAAGCUCCUUCACAACAACAACAACAACAACAACAACAGCAGCAGCCGCAGCCGCAGCCGGAGCCCCAGCCAGCCCCCAUUCAGCAGCCUCCUCAACCCCCCACACCACCACAGGCUGCCACACAGAACCCACUAGACACACAGAGGGAGCUAGCACGUCGCAGAGAGCAGGAGAGGAGGCGGCGAGAAGCGAUGGCAGCAACGAUCGACAUGAAUUUCCAAAGUGACUUAAUGGCUAUCUUUGAGGAGAACCUGUUUUGAGGAGAGCAGCAACUGAAACGCAACUGCAAAAAAAAGAAAAAAAGAAAAAAAACUUGAAUGAUGUAAACUUCCUCUAAAGAGAGGUUUGGCGACCACGCACCACGGAGGGACACAGACUGUACGUAGAUGUGACGGGCCCUCGGGGACUGAGUACAAACGCUGGAUGGGCAGUCAGCUUGCUUUGUCCCACCAUCACCCUCCUCCUCCCCUUGCGGAGUGAACACACGGGGAUAGUCUCAUUGUUUCGGAUGUCAUUUCCUGGGAAUUCGGCUUUGCCUCCCUGAUAUCUCAUAACAGGAGAAAGAGGACCCCUGUUGGCACAGUUGCCUUUGUCACACUUGCUUCUUACAGCGUGCGUGGGCGCAACAAUAAACUGCAAGAGUAAAGACAUCCCAAUAUCUAUGAAAAUGCUCUGAUAAUGUACUGACAGACUGCGCAGAGGUGUUUUGAAGCUGCCAGAUGUCUGAGGUGGUGAAGAAGACUGGUCUUUUAUGUUCUGUUUCGUUUUGAUUGUUGUAAGUGAACACAUGAAAUGGUUGGGGGCAACUUCCAUACUGUAAAUCAUGUAUAUUUCUCAGCAGAGAAGGUACAGUUUGCCUUACACCUGUUUCCUAAACAGACCAUUAUGUUCUGUGGCCUGCACACAUGGACAAACCAAUAACAUUUACAACCAGGAGUAGGAGCUGUGCAGACCUUUUUUUCAUCAUCUAGUAUCUACUGUAAAGAAGUAUUUUCUUAUACUACAAUAACUGUUUAUUUUGGAUCUUUCUUUUAUUUUUUUUCCUCUUUAGGUCUUUUAAUCUUCACACCAACACACUCCACCACCUAUGUCUAUGCCAAACAACCCAUUAUCUUUUAUGCUAAAUUAAUUGUCCUGAAACAUGAUAGGUAGCUAGUGACAACAACAACAAAAAAAAACCCUGAAUAUAUGCAUUAUCAUAGUUCCAACAAGUAUAUAUCAGAGACAGAAUCAGUUGAAGUUCUCAUCCUGCCUUGUAUUUUUCAUUCAAAACUACAGCAGGAACUAGCAGAGAAGGGAAAGGUCCAACCGUUUCUGAGCUUUAGUUGGAAUAUGAUUUCACUACAAGUGUCACACCAUUAUUUGUAUUACACUUUGAGACAAGAUGUUUGAAAAUGUCCAUAUUAUUGGCCUGUUCACAACAGUCACACUACUGGAUCAGUUAAGAUAUGAGAAGAUAAGGAGCCCCUUGCUGUUUCCCGCUGCGUGCGCUUCGAUCUUACCCAAAGGUUUGAUCAAACGCUAACGGGCCGAGUGCUCGAGGCAGAAAGUGGACGGUCAGGGGCUUCAAGACAAACACUUGACACCUUUAUGUAGCGGUUACUUGAAUCGGGUUAGUAACAAUAGCUGAAGGGACUAAAAGGAGCUCCCAGUUAGGUUUUGUUUUUGUUUUUUUUUGCAUCAAAUCGUCUUCUAAUUCACUGAGGGCACACUGUUGACAGUACAAAAUAAAAAAGGCAAACAAUUA
This is a messenger RNA of Morone saxatilis (striped sea-bass), 6136 nucleotides long. RefSeq names its product bromodomain containing 4 (gene brd4). Gene Ontology annotation, cellular component: chromatin; nucleus. The transcript has 19 exons. Gene Ontology annotation, biological process: positive regulation of transcription elongation by RNA polymerase II; chromatin remodeling. NCBI's taxonomy places the organism in Eukaryota, Metazoa, Chordata, Actinopteri, Moronidae. The coding region runs from base 249 to 4649 and encodes 1466 amino acids. The record is from RefSeq and is a predicted model, not a curated record.